AUGUACGUUGUUCAGUUCGGAGAAGAAAUGGCCUUUUACAGAUUGAUCAACCAGCGCUUAAUCUGUUCGCACGGAGACUUCUAUGUCUUAGCUGAAAACGAAGAGCGACUGGCCUAUUUGCAAUUGAUCAGAGACGUGCUAGUGCUUCUGCAUGCGCCUGCUGAGUCGGCCACACAAGACGCCGAGGAGAUCAUUGAGUUUGAAACCGCUCUCGCUAAUAUUACAAUGGCAGACGACCAACGUCACGAUAUUGCCGAGCUCUACACAAAGAUGACUUUAGGGCAAAUGAAGCAACAGCUGCCAAAUUUCGAUUUGCAGCUCUUCUUCAAUCAAGUCUUUCGUGAGAUCACCGAUCAGAACGGCACCCAAAUCGUAUUCGAUGAGAAUGCUGAGGUGGUGGUGUAUGGUAUCGAAUUCCUUCGUCGGCUAGACAAAUUGCUUCCUGAAUACGAGAAAAGGUACUCCACAGGAGCUUUUUGUAGUGAAAAAUGCAAACAAGAUUUUGUAGUGAUGAACGUGCAAAAGGUACGAUGGCACGGCUGUGUGACACGGAUUAACAGCUUGAUGCCAAUGGCAACGUCGUCUAUUCAU
Molecule: messenger RNA, 591 nt
Organism: Ostertagia ostertagi
Lineage: Eukaryota; Metazoa; Nematoda; Chromadorea; Rhabditida; Trichostrongylidae
Source: the annotation of a GenBank genome assembly